Mustela erminea (ermine) is the source of this 6098-nucleotide messenger RNA. It is a transcript of the gene GRIP1, whose product is annotated as glutamate receptor interacting protein 1. The transcript is spliced from 25 exons. Gene Ontology annotation, biological process: neurotransmitter receptor transport, endosome to postsynaptic membrane. Gene Ontology annotation, molecular function: nuclear glucocorticoid receptor binding. NCBI's taxonomy places the organism in Eukaryota, Metazoa, Chordata, Mammalia, Carnivora, Mustelidae. The coding region runs from base 1376 to 4837 and encodes 1153 amino acids. The record is from RefSeq and is a predicted model, not a curated record.
UACCUUUCUAGGAAUGUGGAACUGAAGAAUAUUAUUAGUUUCAUAGGUGAUAUGCUGACAUGUUUAUUAAUUAUAUUAUUAAAAAAUUGAAUUUUUCCUGGUGUUAAAAAAAUAACAUUCAUUUAAAGACCAGAAGAAAGAAGCUAGGGAGAAAGAUUACCCAUGAUUAACGCUGACCUGUCUAGACUUUACCUCUUUCGUCUAGUCUGAAGUGUCUCUGAUCAUCAUACUUAAAAAAAGAAAAAAGAAAAAAAAAAGCGUUGUGAUUUUAGAGACAAAGAAUGAAUAGGGUGUGAGCAUUUUUUAAUAUUUAUCCCCCUCUCUCCAUCUUCACCAAGAACUUAAUUUUGUUUGCUAUUUAGCUCAUCUGUUUUCCUAUUUUUUUUUUUAAGUGUAACAACUCAGAUUUAUAUUUGAGUUCAAUGUAAGCAGUGGCAUUAUUUGUGGUUUUUUUCCCCCCAAACCAUGCAGUUUCUUUUAUUUGCUGAUCAUGGUAUGCAGUUCCUAAGCCUAUGAGAAGGCUCUCUGUGAAGUGCCUUUUAAUAUUUAGAUCAAACAGUGAUUGGAAUACAUUAAUGCCCAGUGGGUAAAUGUGUCAUUUGAAAGCAGCUGCUGAGCCUUCUCCCUGCUGCUCCAAUUAACGCAUAGAGCACACUUUUGUCAGCAAGAGGCUGUGCAUAUGGAUGAAACCACUCUAGGGCUCAUUAAUAUGAUAUGUGCAAGAGCAGAAAGGGUUAAUGAAUAUGCUCCUGGCCAAACAAUAGCUUUCUGAGAAGUUUCCCAAGCCUGUGCUUCUGCGGUAAAGGGUGCUAGGAUUAGGGGGUGGGAUUAGCAGGUAAGAAAAAGCCGGUUCAGUCCCCAGCUUUGGUUCAGUCCAUUGACUAACGUGUCUCCCCGCCCCUCUCAUCUCUGCUCCCCCGCCCCUGACGAGGGAGAUGUUGGAUAGUGAAAUUCUAGUGCCGGGACUACUCUCGCUUCAGCUGAAUCUCAUGUUGAACUUUGUAGUUUCUAUUCUGAAGCUGUUUGAAGUCCAAAGCUUUCCUGUUUUUUUUUUUUUUUUCUCCUAGUCCUUCAUUAUUUCACUUUCUCUCUCUUUUCCUUUAUUUAUUUAUUUAUUUCUUUUAAAAUCGCACAUUUGACAGUUUCUUGAGCAAAGUAGGAAAUCUUACUACAGUAACCCCAUUUCGCUGCUCUUUUUUUCUCCCACCCAUGGCUAAAGUCCGGGCGGUGGUGGUAGCGCAGAGGCAGAGGGAAGGGUAGCGUGUCCCCAUCCCCAGGCUCAGUGUCCAGCUUUCAUGCUCCACCAGCGCCCCAAGCAACUGGGCUGUCGCUCCGCUCUGGUGCUGGCUGAACCAGGCUGCACGGUGAGUGAGAGAUGGACCGCUUCCUGGGUUUUGUCAAGCAGAUAAGAAGAUCUAGGAGAAGAAAGGGGAAAAAGUACCGACCAGAAGAGGAUUACCACGAGGGCUAUGAGGAUGUCUAUUAUUACGCUUCAGAGCAUUUUCGAAAUGAGAGCCCCUACACUAAAUCCGCCAGCCAGACAAAGCCGCCUGAUGGAGCGUUGGCUGUGAGGAGACAGAGCAUCCCAGAGGAAUUCAAAGGCUCCACCGUGGUGGAGCUGAUGAAGAAGGAGGGCACCACCCUAGGGCUGACCGUGUCAGGCGGAGUUGACAAGGACGGCAAGCCCAGAGUCUCGAACCUGCGGCAAGGAGGAAUUGCUGCUAGAAGUGACCAGCUGGAUGUGGGGGACUACAUCAAAGCAGUGAAUGGGAUCAACCUGGCCAAAUUCCGCCAUGAUGAGAUCAUCAGCUUGCUGAAGAACGUCGGCGAAAGAGUGGUUCUUGAAGUCGAGUAUGAGCUGCCGCCAGUCUCUGUUCAAGGAUCAAGUGUUAUUUUCCGAACGGUGGAGGUCACAUUACAUAAAGAAGGCAAUACCUUUGGUUUUGUAAUACGAGGAGGAGCACAUGAUGAUAGAAAUAAAUCUCGUCCAGUUGUAAUAACAUGCGUUCGUCCUGGAGGACCUGCUGACAGAGAGGGCACGAUCAAACCUGGCGACAGGUUGCUCAGUGUGGAUGGAAUUCGGCUUCUCGGAACCACACAUGCUGAAGCCAUGAGUAUUCUUAAACAGUGCGGACAAGAAGCAACACUGCUGAUAGAAUAUGAUGUCUCAGUGAUGGAUACUGUGGCAACGGCAUCCGGGCCACUGCUAGUCGAAGUUGCCAAAACUCCUGGUGCCAGCCUUGGGGUUGCCCUCACUACCUCGAUGUGCUGUAACAAACAGGUCAUUGUCAUAGACAAAAUCAAAUCUGCAAGUAUUGCAGACAGAUGCGGUGCCCUGCACGUGGGAGACCACAUCCUGUCUAUCGACGGGACGAGCAUGGAGUACUGUACAUUAGCGGAAGCCACUCAGUUCCUGGCAAACACCACGGACCAGGUCAAGCUUGAGAUUCUUCCCCAUCAUCAGACCCGCCUGGCCCUGAAGGGACCCGACCACGUGAAAAUUCAGAGGAGCGACAGGCAACUUGCGUGGGAUUCCUGGGCCGGCAACCACUGCAGCCUUCACACCUACCAUCACCCUCAUACGACCCACCCUGACCAUUGCAGAGUGCCAGCCCUGACGGGCCCGAAAGCGCCUCCUUCCAACAGCCCUCCAGCUUUGGUGUCCUCCUUCUCUCCUACCUCCAUGAGUGCAUACAGCCUGAGUUCCCUGAACAUGGGGACUUUACCUCGAAGCCUCUACUCUACUAGCCCUCGUGGAACCAUGAUGAGGAGGAGGCUGAAAAAGAAAGACUUCAAAAGCUCACUGUCAUUAGCCUCCAGCACAGUGGGCUUGGCUGGGCAGGUCGUUCACACAGAAACCACAGAAGUUGUGCUGACAGCAGAUCCUGUCACAGGAUUUGGGAUCCAGCUGCAGGGCAGUGUGUUUGCCACGGAGACGCUCUCUUCUCCACCUCUGAUUUCCUAUAUUGAAGCUGACAGCCCAGCAGAGAGAUGUGGGGUGCUACAGAUCGGAGACAGAGUGAUGGCCAUUAAUGGGAUUCCGACUGAAGACAGCACCUUUGAGGAAGCCAACCAGCUCCUCCGAGACUCUUCAAUCACAAGCAAGGUCACACUGGAAAUCGAGUUUGAUGUCGCAGAGUCUGUCAUCCCAAGUAGUGGGACAUUUCAUGUGAAGCUCCCUAAGAAGCACAGUGUGGAACUUGGAAUAACCAUAAGUUCACCAUCUAGCAGAAAACCAGGAGAUCCCCUUGUCAUAUCAGAUAUCAAGAAAGGAAGUGUGGCACACAGGACUGGCACCCUGGAACUCGGGGAUAAAUUACUUGCAAUAGAUAACAUCCGACUGGACAACUGUUCAAUGGAAGAUGCAGUUCAGAUCCUCCAGCAGUGUGAAGAGCUGGUGAAGCUCAAAAUCCGCAAAGACGAAGAUAACUCAGAUGAGCAAGAAAGUUCCGGAGCCAUUAUUUACACUGUGGAGCUCAAGCGCUAUGGGGGGCCCCUUGGCAUCACAAUUUCAGGAACUGAAGAGCCCUUUGAUCCUAUAAUCAUUUCAAGCCUCACUAAAGGGGGAUUAGCUGAAAGAACUGGCGCCAUCCACAUAGGAGACCGAAUCCUGGCUAUCAACAGCAGCAGCUUGAAAGGAAAGCCUCUGAGUGAAGCCAUCCAUUUGUUACAGAUGGCAGGAGAAACUGUCACCUUGAAAAUUAAGAAACAGACAGAUGCCCAAUCAGCAUCCAGUCCCAAGAAAUUCCCCAUGGCUAGCCACCUGAGUGACCUGGGAGAUGUGGAGGAGGACCCCUCUCCAGGGCAGAAGCCAGGCAAGCUCUCCGACACAUACCCGUCCACUGUGCCCAGUGUGGACAGUGCGGUGGACUCGUGGGACAGCUCUGGGAUGGACAGCAGCUAUGGGAAUCAAGGCUCUAGCUUUCAGGCCUCAGGCUACAACUUCAACACUUACGAGUGGAGGGGUCCGAAACAGAGAGGCAACCUGUCCCCAGUCACUAAGCCGCGAAGCCAGACCUACCCAGACGUGGGGCUGAAUAAUGAAGACUGGGACCGGUCCACAGUCAGUGGUUUUACAGGGGCUCCCGACAGUUCAGAGGCUGAGCAAGAGGAGAACUUCUGGUCCCAAGCGCUGGAGGAUUUGGAAACCUGUGGACAGUCGGGAAUUCUGAGAGAACUCGAGGAGAAAGCUGACAGGCGUGUGUCUUUGAGAAACAUGACUCUCUUGGCGACAAUCAUGUCGGGAAGCACGAUGAGUCUGAAUCAUGAGGCCCCAUCACCUCGCAGUCAGCUGGGGCGACAGGCCAGCUUCCAGGAACGGAGCAGCUCACGGCCACACUAUAGCCAAACAACUCGGAGCAACACCCUACCCACAGAUGUGGGCAGGAAAUCUGUCCCCCUGAGAAAAAUGAAACAAGAAAUCAAGGAGAUCAUGUCCCCGACUCCUGUGGAGCUGCACAAGGUGACCCUGUACAAGAGCUCUGACAUGGAGGACUUUGGGUUCAGCGUCGCAGAUGGCUUGCUGGAGAAAGGAGUGUAUGUCAAGAAUAUUCGCCCAGCUGGGCCAGGAGAUCUUGGUGGCUUAAAGCCCUAUGAUAGACUCUUACAGGUUAAUCAUGUCCGAACGAGAGACUUUGACUGCUGCCUUGUUGUGCCCCUCAUAGCAGAAUCUGGUAAUAAGCUGGACUUGGUUAUUAGUAGAAACCCACUGGCUUCACAGAAGUCUAUAGAACAGACUCUACCGGGAGGAGAAUGGAGUGAACAGAACAGUGCUUUUUUCCAACAGCCUAGUCAUGGUGGUAAUUUGGAGAUACGAGAACCCACUAACACAUUAUAGCAAUGCUUUUUAUAAAGCAGGACAAAAGACAAUAUCUACAUGGUGCUAAAAAAAAAAUCCCUUUGAGAUUUCUGUGGCAUUUAAAGCACAGAUAUCACGUGGCAUUAACCGCAAGCACAGGGGUCUUUUAAAUCUCUCUCAUGGCUCAUGUUCACUUCCCCUUUCAAGCUGAAGAGGUUUCUUUCUUAGUGACCGCUGUGGUAGAGGGUUCCCUGCCAGGCCCAAUGGUAGAGAAAAGGAAAACUACAUAGGCCGCCCCUUCCCCGCAAUUAACAUCAGAGGAAGUUUUUUACAAGUUCAUCUUCCAGUCACUUUUUAAAAAGAGAAAUGUCUGUUUGAAAAUAUUCUCUAUGACAAUUUCCUUAAGUCACUUUGAAAUCAACAGUUUCUUACUAUGAAGCCGUCAGCGUUGAGGACCUGACCAACAAGGCUUGUCACAAAGCUGGCUCUCCUAGGGGAUCUGGGGUUUGAGACGCGGCUGGGACCGCUGCCAUGGGAGGGUCCAGGUGGAACAUUAUUUGAAACGUUUCAGCGACGAUGCACGUAGGAGACCAUAAUAGGUGGUGGUAAAUGUUUUGCCCCAAUAUAGGAAUGAUUUUAACUAAGAUGUAUGCUAUUCCCUAUGCAACAAAUUAACAAACAGGAUAUGUCUUGUGACCUGUUUUUUUUUUUUUUUAAGGACACACUUUGAAUAGCUGCGAAUCUCUGAUAAUGGAUUAGCGUGCUUAGUAACACUGAGAAGUAGUUAUUUUUAAAACUCCAGACUAAGAAUUUAAGAGAGAAUGAAGAGUCUAUUACAGUGAGGUUUAUCUUAAUGAUAGGCAGAUCAAACUCAUCUUGCUUGCCAUGUUUUGAAAACUGGUUACAGAGGGGUGGACAGCACAUGUACGUUUGAGAUGACACUGGACUGUCUUUUGUUCUGAGCCAUGCUACUUUACUGAAAUUGUAAAUACAUUUUCACGAAAAUGCAUUGCCAAUUAUCACCAUCCCUCAAAGCAAUAAACUGUGACAGUUGCUUUUAAGAUGUUCGUCAGCAACUGUUUUCAUUUGUUCAGAUCUUUUGAAUAGUUACGCUAAUAACUGUUAUUUGGUGAAUAUUUAAAAAAAAUAGAUCUGUAUAUUGAUUGUAGAAUCUCCAUAUUGAAAUGAUUAUUUUCCAAACAUUUUCAUUUUGGUCAAUGGUUCCAACAACUGCUUAGGUAAAGCAUUUGAACACUGUGUCCUUUGUUUAAGGAGAAAGCUCACCUUUCUUUUUGUGCAG